Hemibagrus wyckioides is the source of this 6369-nucleotide messenger RNA. Its product is annotated as proline-rich transmembrane protein 3. The transcript has 5 exons. NCBI's taxonomy places the organism in Eukaryota, Metazoa, Chordata, Actinopteri, Siluriformes, Bagridae. The record is from RefSeq and is a predicted model, not a curated record. Bases 386 to 3568 code for a protein of 1060 amino acids.
CUUUCUUGCGUUAGCGUGAUCUGCGCGUGGAAGGUGAUCAGAUGCGCAGUCGACCCCUGGCACCUCAGUGCGCGUGUCCCUGCAGCGAACUACCAUCUUGAUUUCUGUAGCUAAUAAUAAUAAUAAUAAUAAAAAUAAUAAUAAUAAUAAUAAAUUCAGUCGCGCGUUCAAUGGGUGUUACGAUGCAGUAAAGGUGCACCAGGCUGCCUGCUGGCUUUAAGCGCUACAGAUCUCCGCAUCGCUAUAGCGCGUGAGAGGAUUCAUGCUCGAAGGAUAAUGACGCGCGACUGAUUACCGCGCCGACCAGUGCCCUAAAGCGUGUCAGAGUGUGUCAAAGGAACAAUAAGACGAACAAGAGGACUCUCACAAAACUUUUCAAGAAAGCAUGGAAGGAUCCAAGACGGCAAACGCAAAAAAUGGCGCAGACAUGGAAAACAACAACCAGUUGUUGAUCAGGUGUGCCUUGAGAAAGCCAAGCACUUCCAUGGAGCUUCUGCUAAUGAUCCCCUUGCUUCUUGGUCUCAUCCAGCCAAUUGCAAGUCAAGUGUAUGUAAACUCUUCUUCAUAUGAUGGCAACACUAUACAACAAUCCGAUCAGACACAGGAGAGCCAAAGGCCUUCUCAUUCAAUAGGCUGGACUGAUGUGCCUGACCAAAUAACGGGUCCAGGAAAGUCAGAAAGAGUAACAGACAGAAAUGCUUCCGUUGGAGUCUAUAAGGACGGAGACACUAUAUCAAAUGGGCAACUGGGGGAUAUAAAUAAUAUAGUUGAGGAGACAACGACAAAACCUUCAGAAAUGCAUAUGAAAGUUGACCUUACAGCAUAUUCCCUGUUACCAAAAAACAGAACCAAAGGUGGACUCAGUCAAACUCAAGGUUCCACAGUUAGGCCAGUUACUACAUUGCCCUUUCAAAAGACUGGAGGCUAUUCUGAAAAGGAAACAACUACAUUUGUUCCCAUGAAACAAGAUUCUGGCAGAACUGCAAUAACAGAGGCAGAGACAAUGGCCAAAAAAGCAAUUACUGACACUAAUAAAGAAGACUGGUCAAUGUCAGCUGUAUUACUUCCCACUGUAAUUAGCUUAGUAAAUUCAUCAACUGACUCUGAUGAUGCUGGCCAAGUACAAGCAUCUCAUACCUCUCUGACAACUGUGUCCACCACUCAUAUAAAGCCUACAGCUGGCUUAUUGCAUCAGGCCAAAAUCUCCACUGCUACACUGGCCAAUAAGAAACCAUCGACCUCAGUUCAUUCCCCAGUGCUCGCUGAUAGGAUGAACACAAGUGGGGCUGAUCUAGGAGCUAAGCAAGGCAAUACCACUACAAAAGGGCAUCAGUCAAAAGAAAGUCCAUCAGCUUCACCAUCGCAGAAUGGAACCACUAUCCUGAGGACACAACCACAAAGAGAAAUCACAGCCAACUUAACUAUCCCACAGCCGAAAAGCACAACUCAGUUAACAAGCACAAUGACGACAACCAAUCAGAAAUCAGUAGGAGCUGCAUCUCAAGGAGCAGUCUCUACCAUAAGCAGCCAGCAAACAGCAGAGAUCAAACCAUCAAAAAGCACAACAAAACAGAAAAGCACAGCAGAUGCAACCACUUCUCAAAGCACAACUCUGUCUCUCCCCAUGGGACGUGGACGUUUGCUACCAGUGGACAAUGAUGCGAGACAUGUAGAUAAAGAAAAUUCUCCAUCCCUGGUGAAUAUACCGUCAGUUAAUCCUGGACCUACCCCUCCUGUAAAUUCCUGUGCCACUGGUUUGGGCGGCUGCUCCUCUCCUGAAUCCCAAAACACACUUAGUGACACUACCACCUCAAACCGGACCUUGCUGGUGUGGGCUGACCUGAGCCGCACGCUGUCGUUUGCCUGGGAGCUGCACGUUUUUGGCUCAGCUGCCCUCUUCCUGCUUCUCACUGCUGGCUCUGCUUUGGGUUUAGCCCUGGCUCCCAACAUGCACUGCCCUCACCGUGGAGCGCUAGCACUCGCUAAUGGCCUCCUACUCCUGACAGGUGCAAUCCGAUCCAUUUACUUCCUGGUUGAUCCCUAUGGUUCUCGUCUGCUUUUGCCGUUAUCAGUGAUCACAGCCUUGUACACAUUAGCAUUGCCUCUGUUAAUAUGGGUGCAAUCUGCAAUGGUGGUGUUGGUGCUAAAAGGGGCCGAGGUGGUUUUAAUGCCUCCACCUCUUCAGCAUCCGCCUCUUCUGGCUGUGAUGGCCAUUCUCCAAUGUACUCUACUAUUAGCUGCUGACCUGCUAUCACCUGCAUUAUCACCUGCUGUACCUGUGGUCCUGCAGACCCUUACCUUGACUGCUGGGUUGGUACUGUGCCUGGGGUAUAUAUUCUUGGUUCUGCCACGCCUCUCAAAUGUCCAGAUCGGCCAAACCAGAGAUAAAGGGCUCGGUAGGUCGAAGUUGAAGGUGCUGGCACGUGUGCUAGCAGGGUGUGCUCUUCUUGGGGCAGUGUGCUGUCUGAUGCACGCUUACACCUGCUUUUGGCUGUAUGGACUGCUAGGGGACUGGCGCCACUUCCGCUGGGCUUGGUGGCUGGUUCAGUUCUGGGCACGACUACUUGAACUUACAUGGGCUUUCUGUCUUUUGCUGCUGAGCUCCUGGGUUUUCUGGAGACCUCGAGGGGGCCAGACGGGGAGAGCUCCAGGACAGGGAGUUGGUGCCACAGGUGACCUCACCUCACCCUGCCCAUCCUCCAAUUCUUCAGAAACACACACUUGCUGGGCAAAGAUUGUGCAAAGCCUGAAGGGGAGACCUUGUAGGAAAUCUGACAGCAAUGGGGUGGGAGGGGCCAGUGGUGGUGGGGUAGCAGGGGAGCUGCCUAAUAACUGGGCAGGACAAGAACGCUCAGGUGUAGACAUAAGCAAGAGCCUGAUAAGAAACCGGGACCCACCUAAAGAAAGUAAUCAUGGACGCAACCAGAGAAGCAUUGAGGGCUCAUCUGGGUCAUUGCUAAGGUUGCAAGCGCUCAGUCGACCACACCAGUGCUCACAGAGCAGCAGUCUGGACCGAGAAAAAGAAUCAGCCAUCUCUCUUUAUGACUUUGACUUGCGUCCUCCAUCCCCAAUUGACCUGACCCGCAGUAUUGAUGAGGCAUUGCACCGGGAGCAUCUGCUCAGGGGGGGAAGCCUGUUCCGUUCUUUGGGACCUCCAUCACCACCUCCAUCUCCUGAGACUUGGCUGCGCAGGAACAGCGAUCCUCAAAUUAUGCUCUCAGAGAGCAGUGAUGAGCAUACUCUGCUUACAGAGUCUUCUGCUGGCUUAAACCGCUCCAUCCCCAGCGCUGUCCCAAGCCGGCAGGUAACCGCUCCACCUACACCAACCCAUCACGGGCCACGCUGGACCUCUCAAGCUCCUGUGCCUUCUUCUAUUUCCUGCCCCAUCUCCCUGCACCCCUCCCCUAGUAUGGGUCGAGCCUUGAGUCCGAGCACAGACGAUACCAGACCUUUUCUUACCCCUGAUUUAGAUAAGGUGGGGUCAGACAAUGAAGGAGAGAGGAGCUACCUGAGAGUCAGUCGCCAUGACGACUCGGCAAGCGUCACCAGUGACAUAAUCGAUCUUUGAACUGACUCAAUUGGUCAAAGACCAGUGACCUAGGUAACAACCACAUGACAUCACCUGAAAUAAAAUCAGGACUAUAGUCUGGUGUGACACAGAAUAAAAAAAGAAAUGUCAGAUCGACUUUAAAUUUCGAACGCAUUAGGUUUGCAUGCAGUAUGGAUUAUUUUUUAUGGAGUCACCUAUUUUAUUUUAGGGGUGUUUGUGCAUUCUUUUGCUCACCUGUGUAUAUAUUUAAGGUUGAGGAGCAAAGUGAAAGAACAAAACGGUUCUAAUGACUAACAUUUCCUCAAAUUCCUCAUAGCCAGUUUAUGUAUUAUUUUCAAUAUUUAUAAAUAGGCUGAGAGUCUUCAUUCAAAAUGUCUGAACAAUUUCAAAGAAUUCAUUUGCAAACAUUAGCAGACUGUUGUCAAUUUUUAGGAUGUGUGGUGGAAACCAUUUUUUAUUUGAACUUGGUUCGGAUGUUAUUUGCAACUGACUGAAAUGCAGAGACUUGACAGUGACUGAGAGACUUAAUCUAUGUUUUGAGAUUAGAAACUGUGCCUGUAUAAGAAUUUUUUCGGAUGCACCGAGCCGACGGACAUUACAGUGAUAUUACGGUAUAUGAAACGAUACAAAUCGACUCAAAUAUUUUUUUGAACGACACUUUUUUCAGAGAUUUUGUGGCGCAUUAUUUUACUAGGAACGUUUGGCAAAGUUUCUGUCAGCUGGUUUGGACUUUUUACAUAACUGUAUCCAGGCACUUGGUGUCUUUUAUAUGAAUAUUGAGAGAUAUGUGCUGCGUUAUAAUGUUAGAGGUCAGGUAUAUAAUGAGCAAAAAAAAAUUAAUAAAAUGAGGGUAAAGUGUUAUUAUGAUACAUAGAACAUAGUAAAAAUAAACUAGCAUGACAACUUGAAUCACUGUAAUAGCAAACAUUCCAGUCUUGUUAAUGCAGGACUCAUGAAGCAGUUCAACUUGAUUAGCAUUUCAAUUUAAUUAGAAUUGUAAAUAAUAUUUUUUCAAACACACAAUGUAUAAUUAUUAUUUGUUGUCUAUUAUUUGUUGUUUUGGAAAGGCCACACAGUUGCAUUUAGUGCAGAUGGUAUUAAUGUUCUGUUUUUUUCCACGCAAAAUAAAAUUCAGCAUGAGGAAAUAUAGAAAAAAUGGUGGCCAAAUCCACAUAUAGGAAACAAACAAUGUGCUUUUAGGAGACAUAAUAAGAAAAGACAGCACUCGUAGCUUUACGAUUGAGGUAGUUACAGACACAGACACAGUUUAAGUCAAAUUUUUGAAACUAAAGGUGAUCAUAAACAUUUAGUAGAGAAGAGUGAAUUUUUUAGAGAAAGAGGAAUUUUUUGCGCUAUUGCUAAGUAUUUUUUAACUCGUAUUUUUGACACAAUGGGUGUAAGAUCUCUUUGAAGGGCAAAAAUACUUUCAGACAUGCACUACAAGCAAAACUCACACAAGCAAAAAAAAAAAAAAAAAAAGUAGAUUUCUGAAAAAGAAAAAUAAAAAAUAAAAAAAAUUCUGCUCUACUGUAUUCACCAUCUCUUUAUUACUAUUGAAUGGCUUCCUAAGACUCAAAGACUGUGAUCUGCUCACCAUUAAAUUUCCCCUGUCACUCUCCACACCACUAUUAUUUAAUAUGAGCUGCAUAAGCUAAAGAUUCCUUGUAGUAUUCAGUCGAUUUGCAACAUUUAGACCAUUUCCAGCUUCAUUUACAAUUAUAACAUGGGAAAAAUGGACACACUCAUAUUCGUGACAAUUCCUUACACUGACCAACUGUUACUCAUUUACAAAACUAACAUGUAGUUGCUUCUAAGAUCAUUAUCAUUCCACAGAAGAGCAAGACAGCCUCACACACUAAGAUGUAAACUAGUCUUUAGAUUUUUACAGCAACAACUAAAAGCGAAUAAGACGGUCUAAUGGUCAGUACAAACGUCUCUAUUUGGAAUGUUGUUUAUAGUAUAAUUUCAUGUAAAAAUUUUGAUUUCCCGCCAGUGCAUGUCGUACGGAACAAACCUGAGGUUAUGUGUAACAUAAAAGAAAAUGUAAAUACUGCUAUUUUUGUGGAUUGUAAAUAAGAAUAUGCCAUGUUCGGAAUAACAUGAAAGAUAUUUACUGUGAAUGACAAUCCUGCGUAGUGCAAGUGUAUUUCCAGGCACAAUACAAGGACUGGCAUUAAAGAAACUCUUAUUUUUUUAGAUAUGUAAAAGUUUUGAUUAAGAAUCCUAGUGAUAUUGAACAUAAACAUUUUUUUUUAAAAAACAAAAAACGGGAUAUAUUGCAAAAUAUGAUCCUGUCACAUAGAGGGAAUUAAAAAAAAAUCUAUCUAUAUAAUAUACCUUCUUGCACUUAAACCUUUCUCUCUGUAUUCAAGUAUCUUCCCUAACAAUGUUAACAUAUCUCCUAUUCUCUUUAGUAGAACGUUGGGAGGAUGACAACUGUGAAAAUAGAAUGACCAGCUCGAGUUUCUACACUCUGGUCAAUAUGUGAUUGUGUAACUGAAUGUACCUUAUCAAUAAAAUGUCUUAUUUGUGCUGUCAUAUGAUCCAAUGAUGUGCCAUUAUGAUGUCUUGAACUCCCCCAUCCCACUCAUACUGGGUUGGCUUGUUGUCUCUUAUCGAUAGCAUUGUUGUUGUUUGUAUUUUAUGAAUUAAUUGCCCUGGUGCCGUAUACAUGUGUGUUGUGCCAGCAUGCUUACAAAGCAAAUCUGAAUCCAUCGUUUUUCUUUGCAAACUGAAACAUCUUUUCUCUUAUUCACUAUGGCUAUGUAUUUUUGGGCUGAUGCCUCAGUAUGGUUUUGAUUAAAAUUGUUGACAUUUGA